AUGGGUUGUGGAAGAAAGAUUUGGGAAAACAAAGCGCACACUUUUCUAUCAAAUCUAGAUUCCAACAUUCGAGUCUUGUUUGAUCUCUAUAAUGCUUCCAUGCCUCAAAAAGAAAAAGAAAGGGAUGAGGAGGUGUCAUCUUCUACUUCUAAUGCUAGUCCUAAUUCUAUGUGGGGGCAUGAGGUAGUCAUGGAUAUUGAGGAACUUAUGACUAAACGUUUUGAAAUGGCUGUGGGGAGUUCCGAAACCAUUUUGAAGAAAACGGAGUUAGAUAAAUAUCUUGGGGAAGACCGUGAAGCUAUAGAUGUCAAUUUUGACAUAUUAAAAUGGUGGAAGAUUAAAAAAUGUAGAUAUCAUGCUAUUGCAAAGAUGACACGAGAUAUGUUUGUUAUUCCGGUUUCUAUGGUUUCCCUGAGUCGGAUUAGCACCAGAGGACAGAUGCUUGAUUGA
Molecule: messenger RNA, 450 nt
Organism: Lactuca virosa
Lineage: Eukaryota; Viridiplantae; Streptophyta; Magnoliopsida; Asterales; Asteraceae
Source: the annotation of a GenBank genome assembly